Mesitornis unicolor (brown roatelo) is the source of this 1187-nucleotide messenger RNA. RefSeq names its product wings apart-like protein homolog. The transcript has 2 exons. The record is from RefSeq and is a predicted model, not a curated record. The annotation marks the transcript as partial. Lineage: Eukaryota; Metazoa; Chordata; Aves; Mesitornithiformes; Mesitornithidae.
GUGUACUAAUGCCCUGAAGAACCUGUGUGGUUCUGGUGGCUCUCUUAGAGGUGAACACUGGCACCGAAUUAAUAGCAAGCUCAGUUUUGUACUUGGGCCUGUAGGGAAUGAGCAUGAAGAGACAGAAGAGCAGACAGAUAAAAUACAGAAUUUGAACGAAGACAAUGAGAAGAACAGCCACUUAAUCUACGAGAAUGCUGAAGACAGUAACAAAACCAAUGCUGAAACUACAGACACUUCAGGAUACAACAUUGAAGCCAGGGGCUUGCCUGAUUCUUGGGACUCCCAUGUUGGAAAAACGGCAGACUCUCCCUCAGAAGCAUCUCAGACCAAGGGGCAAUUAAGAACUCACUUGUAUGAAUGGGAGGAUGAACCUGAAGACACGAGAACUGGAGAGUAUAUAUUAGAUUUUAACAACGAGCAUGUCUCAGAGGUGAAGAGCAAGGAUGAGGAGUGUGAUAAAGAAGAUACUGAAAACCCAAAGGAAGCCAUUAGUGAAGAACUUGUGCAAACUAUUCCCAGGCCAAGCAACUGUAGGACAUACUGUCGAUCCAACAAAGCAAAACAGCAGGGCGCAACAAAUUUUGACAAGCUCAUGGAUGGCACUAGUCAGUCUUUAUCCAAAGCAAACAGCGAGUCAAAUAAUGAUGGUCUGAACCCAGCAAGAAAAGUUUCUUUAAGUAGUGGGACCAGUUUUAGAGGAACGGUUGGACGGACUAGAGACUACACUGUUCUACAUCCCUCUUGCUUGUCAGUUUGUAAUGUUACUAUACAGGACACCAUGGAGCGAAUUGAUGAAUUUACCACAGCAGCCCCUACUGACUUGGGAGAAGCUGGGCGCUUAAGGAAAAAAGCAGACAUUGCUACUACAAAAACUACAACGAGAUUUCGACCGAGCAAUACCAAAUCCAAAAAGGAUGUAAAAUUAGAGUUUUUUGGGUUUGAUGAUCAAGAUGAGGGAGGAGGAGAUGAAGGCGCCUCUAGAAGUUCUGGGAGUUCCAAUUACAAAAUCAAGUACUUUGGGUUUGAUGACUUGAGCGAAAGUGAGGAUGAAGAUGAAGAGUGGCAGGUGGCAGAAAGGAAAGCCAACAAAAAACGAAGUAGGGCUGCACCAUCUUCCUCGCUACAGUCAACCUCUGAUGGCAAUGAAAACUGUUCCCAGGACAGCCAGCUCAAUACUAAUGCAG